Messenger RNA from Caretta caretta (loggerhead turtle), 901 nucleotides. The record is from RefSeq and is a predicted model, not a curated record. Lineage: Eukaryota; Metazoa; Chordata; Testudines; Cheloniidae.
AUGGUCAGUGUGGGCGACCAAGGCAGGCUGGAGCUGCCUCUCUCUCUGGCCGAGUUCUUGGAAGCCCUCCACCACAUGCCCACCAACAAAUCUCCAGGCAUGGAUGGGCUGACCGUGGAGUUCUACCGCUUGUUCUGGGAUGUCAUAGAAUAUCAGGCGAAGGCCAUCUUGUUGCGGCUGGGGUCCAUGCUGGAGGAUAUGAUCCACCCAGACCAGACCUACACCUUCCCGGGCUGUACCAUCUUUGAUAACCUGUAUCUGGGCCCGGGUGACUUGGCGCGGGUGGAAGCUUGCCAGACCGUGUACUCGGCGGCCUCCUCUGCACGGAUCAACUGGGUCAAGAGCACUGGCUUGGUGGUCGGGGACGGGUGGCAGGGUGACUGCAAAGCCCAGCAGAGCAGUGUGGCCGCAGAGGCAGGUAGCAGGGGCUGUGACCGUGGCACUUACCUGGCAGCAGACAGCAACAGUGGCCUCACUGAGCCGAAGAAGCUGCCGAACCCGGUCCGAGAGUCCAAGACCCACCAGGAGCUCCAUCGGGAGCUGCUGUUCAGCCACAGCAGGGGGCUGUUGCCAGAACACAAACCAGAGCUCCAGAAGGUUCUGGAGAACAGGAGAUUCAAGCAGCUGAAGCAGCAGCAGGAGUCACAGAGGCCCCGAACGGAUCUGGAAGAGGAGCUGAGGAAACGACACCGGAUGCUGGAGCAGUCUGAGCGAGAGUUGGCCUUGAAGGGGGAGCAGGAGCGCAGGCCUGAGUUCAUCCUCGUCAAGGAGAGCCUGAAGAAGAUCAAGCUAUCUGGAGAAACAGGCAUGAGGCAGACCUGAGGGGCAGGUGGCAACGUCAUUUCCUGGGGACUCUUGUAGAAGCAGGGGCUGAGGCAUUCAGCAUGAGGCCAGCACAUCU